This is a messenger RNA of Tinamus guttatus (white-throated tinamou), 400 nucleotides long. RefSeq names its product transmembrane protein 230 (gene TMEM230). NCBI's taxonomy places the organism in Eukaryota, Metazoa, Chordata, Aves, Tinamiformes, Tinamidae. The record is from RefSeq and is a predicted model, not a curated record. Gene Ontology annotation, cellular component: endomembrane system; synaptic vesicle. Gene Ontology annotation, biological process: synaptic vesicle transport.
CUAGCUGAUGCCCGGGCUUCCCUGUUAUGAUGCCGUCACGCACCAACCUGACCGCUGGGAUUCCCAGCAGCAAAGUCAAGUAUUCCAAGCUCGCCAGCACCGAUGACGGAUACAUUGACCUGCAGUUCAAGAAGAGCCCACCAAAAAUCCCCUACAAGGCCAUCGCGCUGGCCGUUGUGCUCUUCAUGAUUGGGACCUUCCUCAUCAUCAUCGGAGCCCUCCUCCUGGCGGGGUACAUCAGCAAAGGGGGAACGGACCGCGCCAUCCCCGUGCUCAUCAUCGGCAUCCUCGUGUUCCUCCCCGGCUUCUACCACCUGCGGAUCGCCUACUACGCUUCCAAGGGCUACCGGGGCUAUUCCUACGACGACAUCCCGGAUUUCGACGACUGAACCGCGCUCCA